Fusarium keratoplasticum is the source of this 1986-nucleotide messenger RNA. RefSeq names its product HET domain-containing protein. NCBI's taxonomy places the organism in Eukaryota, Fungi, Ascomycota, Sordariomycetes, Hypocreales, Nectriaceae. The transcript is spliced from 2 exons. The record is from RefSeq and is a predicted model, not a curated record. Bases 1 to 1986 code for a protein of 661 amino acids.
AUGGAUGCCCAGGAAUCUCACACAAGCUUGUACAGCUUGAUUACUCUCGAGCCGAAAAGGAGAGAGAUUCGUCUGUUACGACUUUUGCCCGGCAACAGUGAUGACCCGGUCAAGGCCGACCUUUUCCGAGAAUCUCUCCACAACAGCCCGGAUUUCAGUGUUCUUUCAUACUCUUGGGGGCCGGAAAGCGACAAGGUCCCUAUCACUGUCCAGGGCAUGACCGUGAUGAUCACUCGGAACCUCCACCACUGUCUUCUGAACCUGAGAUCUGACACAACCCCGCUUGUCAUCUGGAUCGACGCCAUCUGCAUCAACCAGUCUUCCAACGAGGAGAAGAAUACACAGGUACCACUGAUGCGAGACAUUUACAAGGCGGCAAGGGAAGAGUUUGUAUGGCUGGGCGAAACAACGACUGGCCUGGACUUGAUCGUCUCAUGCGUUCGGUUCAUUGCAUCUCAAGGCCAAGACUUCCAUCUAGAUAAGCUGGAGCACAUCGUGGACCACUUGGUCGUUUCGCCAGAGGAAAUUGCAUCAGCAUUCACCGAGUUUUCCGAGCUGGCAUGGUUCCAUCGCACAUGGAUCAUCCAAGAAUUUGCUUUACCUCGUCAGGACCCGGUCUUCUUGUUUGGUGAACACCGCAUUCCAUGGCCUCGUCUACAACGGUGGUGGCAUGAUCUAAAGGAAUGUAACAGAAAAGUAACCAACCACGCCGAGUUGAAUCGAGAAAGCCCUGAUUGGCAGAAGCUUCACGAACUCAUUUCUUCCCAUCCACUCGAAGGCCUUAGCACACUGAGAGACAUAUGCUCACACGAAGAAGUUCUGACGAAAGGACUUCCACUCUCGGUACUUAUUGAGUCAAGUAAGAAGUCCCUCGCCACGGACCCAAGAGACAAGAUAUAUGGUGUCCUAGGACUCGCCAACGACGACGCCAAAUCAAGUCUCACAAUAGACUACAACAAGUCAGUCCAGGAUAUUUACGAAGAAGUCACCCGAUAUCUCAUCUUCGCAGAGGGCAAACUCAACAUCCUGUCCGGGCAAGCUCCGGAUAUUAUACCGCAGUGGGACCAAAGCAACGGAAAAUCUGCUCCCCCUGGACUUCCAGUUUUCAAGUGGCAACGAAACACGAAGAACGUGGCUUCCAGCUGGAUCCGGGACUAUAGCCACGUUCAGCCCUCGUACCGACCCACACCGUUUCUACCAGACUGGCUGCCUCGAGCCGUAGGGUACGACGCCUCGCUGAAGUCAGCUCCAGUUGAGACUUCCAAUCGUCAGCCUGGAGAGCUGGGAAUAUGCGGAAUGAAGGUGAACGUUGUAGAGGAGUGCCAGAGGGCUUGGUAUAUGCUCCCAGGCAGCGUGGCAUAUUUGAAGGACUGGGAUGCAAUUCUCCCUAUCUUCUUUAGAGCUUCUCGCCCUAAAAGAUCCAACUUAGAGGGGGAAACCGAGGUGCAACUCAAGAGAGAAUUUCGGACGAGCAACGAUCCAGAGUGGGGUCUCCCUUACAAUCCAAAAUAUGGAGCUUCCAAGACAAUGAAGGAGGCAAUCUGGAGAACCGUCAUCGGAGAUGAGAUAUUCCAGAUCGCUCAACGAGCUCCAGACUAUUGUUCGAGACUCUUUGACGGAUAUAUAGACGCAGUCCUAGGACAGACCGGGCACUACAAGGUUCCAGAUGAUGCUGAUACAACCCUUGACAAGGAGAUGGCUCUAUUCUCCAGGUUUCAGCGAAGGAUGGACACGGUGCUAUAUCGGCGAUCGGCGUUCUCAACCCCAGGCGGGUGGAUCGGUAUUGGGCCUGAUGAUAUGAAGGCAGGAGACAUAAUCGUUUUGCUGUCCGGGGGCGAUGUUCCGCAUGUGCUUCGACUCUGCGGGUGUGGGGAUCACUACGAGCUGAUAGGGGAGUGCUACGUCGAGGGAAUUAUGUACGGGGAAAUGAUGACCGCCUUGAAGAAGGAGUCAAGCGUUGAGGGUAAGAUUUUUCGCAUUCGUUAA